AGCGCGUCGCGCUCGUGCUCGCGCUCGCCGCGUGCGCGGCCGCGGUGUGGGUCGCGGGGGCGGUCGUGUGGCCGCGGAUGGUGCGGUGGAUGGGGUGGCUCGUGGCGUUCCUGGGCGUCGGGCGCGCGGUGGAGGGGGCGUGGACCGCGGUGUGCGCGCUGCCGGUGUUGCUGUUCUGGGUGCUCACUCUGCCGGUGUGGGGCCCGUUCUGGUGCGCGAAGGUCGUGGGGGCGUGGGUGUGGUCGGCGUCGGGCGCGCUGGUCUGGACGGCGGUUGCUGGGUUGCGGAGGGGCGCGCUGGGCGUGAACUUGGCGGAGACUCGGAUGUGGUGAGCCCGUGCGUGUUUCGUGCUCGUGUAUGUAUGAUAGGCGUGGUUGCGUCCGUGCUCUCUCGCUUUCAGGUUGCUGUUGUUGUCUGAGCCAUGGAUUAGAAGUAUGCUGCUGCCCUUGGGCAUGGACCUCGUUGUAUGCGUUCUCGCUGCUAGUACUCACUGUAUGCUUUCCUGCGCUUGUUAUGCCUUCCCCUCACGUCUAUGUAGUGUCCAGUUUUUUGAUCUUGAGACAUUGGGGCGACGCAGCAAAAAUUCGAGAUAACAUAUCUUCAAA
Rhodofomes roseus is the source of this 605-nucleotide messenger RNA. RefSeq lists its product as uncharacterized. The transcript has a single exon. The coding region runs from base 78 to 332 and encodes 84 amino acids. The record is from RefSeq and is a predicted model, not a curated record. Lineage: Eukaryota; Fungi; Basidiomycota; Agaricomycetes; Polyporales; Fomitopsidaceae.